Capsella rubella is the source of this 156-nucleotide messenger RNA. RefSeq lists its product as uncharacterized. The record is from RefSeq and is a predicted model, not a curated record. Lineage: Eukaryota; Viridiplantae; Streptophyta; Magnoliopsida; Brassicales; Brassicaceae. The annotation marks the transcript as partial. The transcript has a single exon.
AAUCUUCAAAGCUCUAAAAAAACAAGCAAGUGGGACGAAGAAGCCAUUAAUAUGCAUCCCCAUGCAUGUUACGUUCUACGCGUUUGGGGCCGUUGAGCCAUUGGAGGGAAACAUUUAAUGAAAUUUUUUGCUUUCUAUGCUACUAAGUCAAAAUAG